Molecule: messenger RNA, 2331 nt
Organism: Naegleria lovaniensis
Lineage: Eukaryota; Heterolobosea; Eutetramitea; Acrasida; Naegleriidae
Exons: 2
Coding region: 1-2331 (776 amino acids)
Biological process (GO): chromatin remodeling
Molecular function (GO): protein binding; histone methyltransferase activity
Source: RefSeq, a predicted model, not a curated record
AUGUUGAGUCCAAAUCAUUCCGAUCUUCUCCAAGACUCAUCCACAACAACAAGAACAAGCUCCUCCUCAGCAUCCAUAACAUCAACCAAUAUUGGAAAAAGAACGAGAGAAUGUCAUCAUCAUUCUUUGGUCCAUUCAUUCUCGUUAGGGAUUCAAAAUUUCAACAACGAUGAGCGAAUAGAACAAGAAAUUGAAGAAUUUAAGGUUGAUCAUCGAACAAAGGCAUUAAAUCUGUUUCGGAAAAGUCUUUCCAAGCAUCAAGCCUUGAUACAGAAACAACAACGUUCUAUGGAGGAAUAUUCGGAACACUUUUUAAAUCAUCAAAAUAAUUCUUUGACCAAUACACCAACUCUAAAACAAGAACAAGUAACACUCUCUCAAAAACAAGAAGGAAAACUUCAUGUAAAGAAAGAAAUAGGAAUUUCAAACGUUUCUCCAUGCAAGAACAUUCUAGCAGUCACUGUAUUUUCAUCGGAUUUAUUUAAAUUAAAUUAUACACAUUUUGAAUAUUUGAAGAGUAAUAGAAUGGCAACGGAACAAGCGGCUGUUACAUUUCUGCCAUAUAAAGAUGAUGAUUUUUCUGUGGAUUAUGGAAAAUAUGAACAGUUUUUUGAUGAUUUAAGUUUUAUUGAGAAUCAAAAUAAUUUAGAUAAGAAGAGCGAAUACAAUCAAUAUUCGCGAUAUUAUUUGGAUCUCAUGGCAGAAACCGUGUACAGAAGCAUGGCCGAUAAAAUGUUUGACACUUUUGGAGAUGAUGAAACAGUGUGGUACAAAAUGGUACAAGAUUUUGUGAAUGAAUAUGAAAAUGAAUAUGGAUCGUUAUUUCGACACAUGCAUGAGGAACAUGUCAAUAGUGAAAGAAAACAUUUGUCACUCCAAAUGUUAAUCAUGCUUAAUAAUCAUAUUUCAAACUACAGUAUAUUCAAGCGUGAAAGAGAACAAAAAACGCAACAAUGCAAUGGAUCGUUGGAAGCCAUGUGGACCGCUACAGCAAAAUCACUCUGUUUCAAAUGCAUGAAAUUCGAUUGCCCCAUUCACAUCUUAGAAUACAAGACAUGUGCGAGAGAUUCCAACGAUGCGAGAGUUGUUUUGAAAUUUAAUGAUGAAGAAAUUAUUGAACGAAUUCUCGACAAGUUAUUCAAAAAACAACAAGAACUGAUUGAAGCUAAACAAAUUCUUCUCACUCCAUGCUGUGGCGAAAACAAGUGUCAUGUCCAUUAUUAUUACAUGCAACAAUCAUCCAUACAGGAAGCCAGCUACGACGAUUGGACUGAAAUCGAUAAGGAACUCGCUCUCAAUACCAUCUACAUUUACGGAGAGAAAAUUUUGGAAAUUUUAAAAGGCUCACAAUUAUCGUUACAUAAGAAUGUUCGUCAACAACCCAUUCGAGAUGUAUUUUGCGAAAUUGCUCGACAUCAUCGAAAGCCAUGCUGUGAAAUUGCACAAUUUUUAAAAGAUUGGUUUUACAAAAAUUCACUCUUGAAGCGACACGUGUCUGAGCCCAUCCAUGGUGUUUCCCUUUCAUUAGAAAAACUUCCAACACUCCGAAGAUUGGCACCUUCAUUUCUCACUUCACAAGAACAGACACUUCUCAAAACACCAAUUCCAAAACGAGUCGAUGAAAAGACUGUAAAAAACAAUAGCAAUCAGCCUGAUAUUUAUAACCCAUGUCAAUGUGCAUUGCUAAACAACGUGAGUGAAUGCACAUGUGUGAAAAAUAGAACCUUUUGCACCGAAUUAUGCCAUUGUUUCACAACAAUCAACAGAUUCGAUCAAAUUUACAAGAACAAGCCAUGUCCUGGCGGAGACAAGUGUUUUUGUAAACUGUUUAGUCGAACGUGUAGUGACAGUUGUGGAAGCCAAUGUCAUCCAUACAAGUUUACGAAAAAGUUUUUAAAGAAAUGUGCGGUGGGCCUAAGUCAAAUCGAUGGCCUGGGAGUAUUUGCUUUGGAAGGCAUUGAAAAAGACUCUCUUAUUAUGGAAUAUGUAGGAGAGUUGGUAUCAUAUGAAGAGUUACAUCGAAGAGACAUAUUCUGUAAGGUAUUUCAAUCGUGUUAUGUUUUUGACCUUAAAAAGGGUAUAGGUGUGGACGCGUACAGAAAGGGAAAUGAAUCGAGAUUUGUGAACGAUGCCCAGGGCCCAGUGAAGGCCAAAACAGCAAAGAAUAAUUGUACCCCCAAAGUGGUAUUUGAUUCAGAAGUGCAUGAUUACAGAAUUGGUAUUUUUGCUCUUGAAACUAUCAAGGCAGGAUCAGAGCUGUUAUUUUCGUACGGUGACAAUUUCUGGGAUCCCAUGCUAAAUUCGGAUGACGAAGAUGGAAGCUUCGAAUAG